AUGGCGCAGCAAUUAAGAAAUCUUUCCCAACCCACUGGACAGCUGCCAAGCAACACCGAGAAAAACCCCUCGGGGCAUAGAUUAGCGCGUCGCAAGCAUGAAGAAAAAUAUGGGAAGUUUUUAGAAGUUCUGAGUAAGCUUGAAAUAAACAUUUCCUUCAUAGAUGCUAUCAAGGAGAUGCCUUCUUAUGCAAAAUUUCUAAAGGAGGUAUUAUCUAACAAAAGGAAGCUGCCAGAAAUAAGCGUAGAAACACUAAGAGGAGAAUGCAAUAUUAUCUUAGAGUGCAAGGUGCCGAAAAAAGAAGCUGACCACGAGAGUUUCACCAUUCCAGUCAAAUUUGGUGAAGUUUUGGUUAAUAAAGCACUUGCUGAUUUGGGAGCUAGUGUGAGUAUUAUGCCGCUAUCUUUAUUCAAGAGGAUCAAUGCGAAGAUCAAGCCAACAAGGAUGUCUUUGCAGCUAGUCGAUAGAUCAGUAAGGUUUUUAGUUGGAGUUGUUGAAGAUUUGCCAGUUCAACUAGGGAAGUUCUAUGUCCCUUGUGAUGUUGUGAUUAUGGAUAUUGUUGAAGAUCAUGUCAUACCUAUCAUUCUUAGGAAAGAUUUUUUGAAGACUGCACAGGCUGUUUUUGAUGUGUUCAAUGGCAAGCUUACAUUGAACAUCUUGGGGGAGGACAUUGAGUUUCAUCUUCCAUCAAUGAUGAAAGGACCCGCUGUUGAAUCACUGAAUAUAGCAGAAUUAGCAAGGGUUGAGCUUAUGCAUCCACAGUAUGAUGACCCUUUGUGGUCAAUCUUAGAAGGAGUUAGGAUGAAAGGUGCUCAGAGGCCGCAAGUUUGA
Amaranthus tricolor (Joseph's coat) is the source of this 831-nucleotide messenger RNA. RefSeq lists its product as uncharacterized. The transcript has 2 exons. The record is from RefSeq and is a predicted model, not a curated record. NCBI's taxonomy places the organism in Eukaryota, Viridiplantae, Streptophyta, Magnoliopsida, Caryophyllales, Amaranthaceae. Bases 1 to 831 code for a protein of 276 amino acids.